Epinephelus fuscoguttatus (brown-marbled grouper) is the source of this 2283-nucleotide messenger RNA. RefSeq names its product cytosolic sulfotransferase 3-like. The coding region runs from base 232 to 1260 and encodes 342 amino acids. The record is from RefSeq and is a predicted model, not a curated record. The transcript has 8 exons. Lineage: Eukaryota; Metazoa; Chordata; Actinopteri; Perciformes; Serranidae. Gene Ontology annotation, molecular function: sulfotransferase activity. Gene Ontology annotation, biological process: sulfation. Gene Ontology annotation, cellular component: cytoplasm.
AUCCGGGAAUUUGGACUGAGCUUGGCUACUAUGGCUACGGCACUAGGCUAGAUGUGAACUUUGAAUUGUAACAGUACUUGGGCUGUGACUGAAGACGUGUCACAAAUCCUCAAGAACACAAGUCCACAUAAGAACGCAUAUUGAGAAACGGCUUUGGUCUCGGGCUAUGGUCUGGGGUUGCCUUGGGGAUAAAUCCGCUCCCAACUGCAAUCUGGAUCAGGGGAGUCUCACAUGAGUCAUCAUUGCUGCUACGCUCCACCUCUCUUUUACAGUCUUUUAAAGAUGGAUUUAAUAUCUCGACCAGAACUGUUCAAUUUCCAUGGAGUCUGGAUGACGCACCUUGUGACAGAUAACUGGGAGAACAUUCAAAACUUUCAGGCCAGGCCAGAUGAUAUACUCAUUGCUUCAUACCCCAAAGCAGGAAACACGUGGGUCUCCUACAUCCUUGACCUGCUGUAUUUUGGUCAGACAUCUCCAGGGCGUCAGACGUCUGUCCCUCUGUAUGCAAGGGUGCCUUUCUUGGAGGUCCACAUACCUUCUCUGCAGCCAGGAUCAUGGCCCCCACCUAUAGUCAAAGGAACAGAGCUGGUAGACAAGCUCCCCACCUCUCCUCGCAUCAUCAAGACUCAUCUGCCAGUCCAGUUUGUGCCAAAGUCCUUUUGGGAGCAAAACUGCAAGAUAGUCUACGUGGCCCGCAAUGCAAAGGACAGUGUGGUGUCUUAUUUCCAUUUUGAACGCAUGACUGUGAUCAACCCAGAGCCUGGAGACUGGAGCAGCUACCUCCAAAGAUUUUUAGAGGGAAAGGUGGUGUUUGGAUCCUGGUACGACCAUGUGAACGAUUGGUGGGAGAAGAAACACAGUUAUCCAAAUCUCCAUUACAUGUUCUACGAAGAAAUGAUCGAGGAUACUGGACGAGACCUAGACAAACUCUCCUGCUUUCUUGGUCUGUCUCUUUCAGCUGAGGAGAAGGAAGAGAUUCUAAGAAAAGUGCAGUUUGAUGAAAUGAAAAAGAACAACAUGGUUAACUUUUCUACGUUCCGGGCGAUGGAUUUCAAAAUGUCUACCUUUAUGAGGAAUGGGAAGGUUGGUGACUGGAAGAACCAUUUCACUGUGGCCCAGAGUGAACAGUUUGAUGAAGACUACAAGAACAAGAUGAAGAAUUCUACACUGCAAUUUCGCACUGAAGUUGAGAGCAAGCGGCAGCCUACAGGGCUGAACAAUGAAGCCAACACCGAAGUGCCAGAAACUGCAGUUCUUUGAGUGACCACUUGAGGCCGGCUUCAGAAACGACUCAACCCACAUCGACCUCCAUGCGAAAAUGCCCAACUUUACAGCAGAAAUAAACAUGUUCUUCAUAGCUUCAUGACAACUGUACCCAAAUAUGGUCACUUCUUGCUCCAAAAUAACAAGAUAGCAACAGCCAGAAAAGCCAAACUCAAGGCUUCAAAAUUGGAGUCCACAAACCAUAGGCUGACAUCAUGGAAGCUACGUCCAUUACUUUUACAGUCAUUUUUUUUAGAGGCUGUGCAUAAUAAAAAAUCCUGAACUGAUAUGUGAUUAAAUAGAUAAUAAUGCUGAUAUUACUGAGUCUGGUAUUAAAUUUCAUUGACAGAGACCAUUGUCUAACCUGUGUGACACAUUUGUUCUUUAGAUGACUGAUGUUAUGAUAUCAUUAAAAAAUAGGGGAAAAGAUCUGCAAAAAUUAAAACUUUUUGAGUGUGAAACAUGUUAAAUGUUGGAAAUCUGCAUUGUAUCUCUAGUUUUUGGUUUUUCUGUUGUUUUUCCUUGUUUAAUGAUUUUCAUUUAACUUUACUCUGUUUCCUGUUUUAUUUUGUAGGGUCACUCCUCAUGUGUCAUGUCGGGUUUUACUUCCUGCCUUUGUGUGUUUUCCCGCCAUGGUGAUUGCCUGCCCUAAUUUGUCUCACCUGUUCCUCAUCUAUCCUGCAGUCACCAGUCCCUCAUUAUCAUCAUACUUUCCUUGUGUAUUUGCUGCACUCCCUUUGUCCUUUGUCAGUUUGUCUGUGUUGGUCUUUUGUGCUUUUUGCUGGAUUCCCUCCCUGUGUUCCUCGAUUAUUGUAAUACUGGUUUGGUUUUUGUGGGGCUUUUUAAUCUGUUUUUCAACAUUUACGCUGAGCGGAUCAUGCAUCUGUGUGUGUGUGUUAAUCUCACAUACUAUCGGACCAAUCAGCCUAAUACUUUGUGCAGACAACUAUGACUGUAUGCUCAAGGACCUCUCGUGGUUGUGGUAGUACAUAAUAUUUAAAAUAAAACUUGUUUAAUGAA